CGUUGCUCCAAUGAUACAAAGUAUUUCAGUGGGGAAAAAGAAGGUCACUUUCAAGCAUGUAGACCUCGAAGUGUUCAAAAAGAAGCAUUGCCUUGAAUUUUUUGAUGUCAAAUUCUUUGCGCCAGAUGACGAUCUUUCCUAUGAUAUGAUUGUGAACUAUAAGUACGAUGAGUUUCACUUGCUGACUACUAUAGGAGCCUUCGAGGCGGGUCUGAUGCUGCCCUUGUAUAAGUCGGGUGAUUCUUUUUACUAUGACGUUCUGGCUGAUCGCGAAGGUUCCACCGACAAUACUCAUUGUCGUUCAGUGGUGCAGCUAAGUGGGAACUAUCUUCGGACCUUGAGGGAGUGUUAUCUUCGUAGUCAUGGUGAAACGACGAUGACCUGCUAUACUCCCGAUCUCGCCGAGAGAGACAUGUACACUCCUGCAAACUUUAAUGCCUCCUUUGGGAAUUAUGUCAACAGUAGGAACCGCAAUCCUUGGAGUGCAGGUCUUCGUUCAAUUCAUGCUUCUCGUGGUGAAGUUCAUCUCUUAAGUGAGGUGAGUGAUUCAAAGCUUCGCUACGUUCCUGGUACCGAAGGGACUUCUCAGCAGAAACUCUUUCCUAAUUGUGAAAAGCUCAAACGUGAUCAUGACUAUGAGUGGCAUGUCACCGUUAUUGAAGUUCUCGGUCCUUGGGCUUACGACUGGGUACCUGGUCCGCGGGGCUGGCGUCCUACCGCUGCUAGUCAACCUCGUGAUAGCGCUCCCGCUCGCUAUGGUGACUUCUGCCCCUGGCGGUUGAACUUCGAUGACAUGAGUUUCGAAUAUGCCAUUGACGCUGCUGACGAAGAUGAAAGCUCCGAUGUUGUCCUUCCUCCGAAGGGUUAUGCCGCUGCUAAGACAAAGAAGAAAAAGAAGAUUGGCGCGGUUCAGUCUUCUACUGCCCCUGCGGAGGAGGCAGACUUUCAGGAUGAGGUUAACAGCCCCGUGAAUGAUGAAAAUGUUGAGGACGAAGAGGAGGUUACCGAUGACGAGGAACGAAUAGAGACUUCCCCUCCUAAUCAUGAGAAGGAUGCAAGCAAUGACGGUGGUACCCACGAAGAGAGAGUUACGCCUGACAUUCCGAUAAACGAUACCCCUAUUGGAUCGGUGCAAGACCAGGGGAAUGGGGAUGCCGAGCCUCAGCCAACAAAUCCUGCCCCAGAAUUUUCUUUUGGUAAGAUUCAUUCCGCUGGGGGUCAGAUGGAUAUUAACGCUGCCAUGGGACUAGCUGAGGAGUUUUCUUUGCUUUUGACGAAUGAUGACUGGGAUGUUCUUGGGGACGAAGGUGAGAAAACCGUUGGUGGGGUAGGAACCGAGGCUGGUGGAGAAAAGGCAGCUGGAACCGGUGAUGAAGAGGCUGCUGGGACCGGUGGCGAAAAAGCAGUUGGUCAAGAGGGAAAUUUGGGUGGUGAGGGCGAUGAAACUCGUGUUAAUGAGGAGGCCAGGUACGAGAAGUGUUCAGCUGGUCUAGGGGACGUGGCUGAUAUUGGAACUUCCGAUGGUCCAUCUUCGGAGGGUUUUGAUAGAUCCCUGAUGCAGGAUGGUGAUGAAGAAAAAUCUGAUGUUUGUGUCGAACCCUGCCCCAGUGAUACCCGGUGAGAAAAACUCUUAUGCCUUUACACGCCAAAGGAUGCAGUUGUCGUCUCCCGAUGACGUUGCUGAAAGUUGGGAGAAGGAAUUGGGAGCUACUUCUACCAGCUUACUGGUCGAUCCCCCUUUUUCUGUUCCUGAAAUGAUGGUCAUCGCUGAUGGGUACCAGUAUGGUUAUCCCCAACAACGUAUUCUUGAAAUAAUGAGAAGUGAACAUUGCAACAACACUCUGUACCAAUUCUUCAAGGCGGAGGCCCUCAAGCUUGAGGCGAAGCUUCGUCAUAGGGAAAAAGAGUUGAACGAUGCUGAAGUGCUUAUUGCUGCUAGGGACAAGGAGAUAUUGGAGUUGAAGAACCGUAUGGAGGGGAAGGAGCAGCUCGGAGCCGAAGAGGAGAAGCUUCGUGUUGAGCUUGCAUCGGUUCGUAGUGAGUUGGAGAAGGCCCAAAAAGAUGUUUCGUCUUCUAAAUGUUUGUUUUCUUUUCCUACUCUCCUCUUCGUCUCUCCCUUCCGUCUUCUUAAUGUGUUGUCUGAGUCUCCCCGCCCUAUCUUCAGCGGGUGACACCAGAGAAUUGAUAUGGCUUCGGAAUGAGAGGACUCGGCAAACUACCCGGAUCAGAGAAUUAGUUGAGAAAAUUAAACGUGAAGCCGAUAAAUGGAACGCUCGGGCCGAUGAGCAUAAUACCCUAGUAGUUGAGUGGCGAGAAAGGCGGACCCAAAUGGUUGAUAUGGAGAAUAGUUACAAUAUCGAUCGUCGUCAGUUUAAUGACACUUUGUUGUGGACUCGUGAGAACCUCCGUGUUGCUCGUGAAAAUGCUACUAGCUUGGAGGCUAAGGUGACACACUAGGAAGAAAAAUUACUUCAAGCUCGUUCGUCCCAUGAUCCUGGAGUGAAGGAACAUAUACAAUGGCUUGUUCGGGAGAGAGACGACGCCAGAGCUGAGGCUCAUGCCCUUAGUAAUGCUUUAACCGCUUCUCGGGCUGAUGUUGCUCGUUUAGUGGGUUCUGAAAAAGAUCUCGAAGUUAACAUGUACAGGAUUACUAAGGGCAUAGAAGAGAUGAAUAACGAAGUCAACCACCUUCGCCAUUUGGACUCCAUGAAGCAGAGCUCGAGAGACAGCUUGACCUCACAAAUGAAAGGCUUGAAAAGGCUCAAUCUGCCCUAGUGCAGCAGCAAGGUCAGACCAACAAUUACGAAGGGUUGGCUAAGUCUCGGGAUGAAGCGGCGAAGGAGGCGGCUAAGGAGGUGACUCGUCUGACAUCUGCGCUAUCACAAUCUGAGCUGAAGACCAGCGUGAUUACUUAUAAAUCCCACUGCCAGCUUGCCGAGGAGUUUAACAAGACUCUGUCUAAAAUUGAGCAAGGUAUUAAGAAAUAUUAUGGUAUUGUCAAGGAGUAUCCUCGUCGCCCAAUGCCCGAGCCCUUAGCUUAUUUUUCUGGUCCUUCGUCGGGUGGGAGUGUUCCUUCACCUCAGCAGAAAGCCGCUGAUAACGCUGGGUCUUCUAUAGGGAAGUAGGGUCUCAGUCGCAGGCCGUUGAUCUUUGUUGAUUACUUGGCUUCGAGCCAAUUUUUGUUGUAUUUUGUGUUUUUUGCUUGACUUC
Messenger RNA from Papaver somniferum (opium poppy), 3210 nucleotides. RefSeq lists its product as uncharacterized. The transcript is spliced from 4 exons. Bases 11 to 1621 code for a protein of 536 amino acids. The record is from RefSeq and is a predicted model, not a curated record. Lineage: Eukaryota; Viridiplantae; Streptophyta; Magnoliopsida; Ranunculales; Papaveraceae.